Messenger RNA from Mercenaria mercenaria, 2435 nucleotides. Its product is annotated as T-cell-specific guanine nucleotide triphosphate-binding protein 2-like. The coding region runs from base 145 to 1728 and encodes 527 amino acids. Lineage: Eukaryota; Metazoa; Mollusca; Bivalvia; Venerida; Veneridae. The record is from RefSeq and is a predicted model, not a curated record. Gene Ontology annotation, molecular function: GTPase activity; GTP binding. The transcript is spliced from 6 exons. Gene Ontology annotation, cellular component: membrane.
UGGUAGUACAGCUAGGUUUAAAAUAAUCCCUCUUAAAUAACCGCAGGAUAAAUCAAAUAUAUCUAGGAACAGAAAUCUUCAAACUGCUGAUGCCCAUUCAAUCGGCAUAGUCACAGCGACUGACACGCAGCCAAGAUUUCAAAGAUGCUGUUAGAAAUUGUUUUCACUCUCCUGCUUGCAUGUGGUGUGUUGUUUGGUUUGCUGUUCUUUGGACGAGUAUAUCAGCAGAACUCAAACACCAAAGUAUUUAGAGUCACAGACAAGAAUAGGGCUCGUACUGUACUUCUGAAAUACACUUCCUUUGAAUCGUUUACAGAAAAAUGCAGAGCUAAGUUUAACCUAAGUAAUAAUGAAAGGUUACUGUUUGCGUCUGGUGAAGAUGAAGAAAUAGAAGUGGACGAAGAAUAUCUACUUCACUUGGAAAACAACUCCUUGCUUAUGGUGACAGAUGCUUCAGAACAUAAUGAUGAUGAUGAUUUAGUUGCAGUUCUUGGAACAAACAGCAAUAUAGGUGAUACAGUAGUUGACAAUGCUGAUAUUGAAAAGUGGGAGAACUUACAGGAAGGUGGAGUCUUGAAGGAACAUUUCCAAAGGUACGGACUGAAAAAUAUCACAAGUGUUCUGAUGGAGAACGUGAACACUUGGAAAAGUAAACCUCUAAAUAUUGCUGUGAUUGGAGAAUCGGGAAAGGGCAAGUCUAGCUUUAUCAAUGCUUUUCGAGGUCUGUCUCCUGGACAUAAAGGUGCUGCAGAAAUUAAUGAAGUAGAAUGUACAAAAGAUUGUCGAGCUUUCCGUCAUCCUAGAUACGACAGUUUUGUUCUAUGGGAUGUGCCUGGGGUUGGGACCAUAGACUUUCCGAGAGAAAAAUACCUGAACGAUAUCCAAGUAGACAGAUUUGAUUUCUUCUUGCUGAUUUCCUCAAGUAGACUUACCCAAUUAGAAAUUUGGCUUGCGGAUGAAAUAAUGCAGAGGCAAAAGAAAUUCUACUUUAUUCGUACGAAAAUCGACAUCGAUAUAGAUAAUAAGAGAAAAAGAUGCGGGCAGAACUUCAACGAAAACCUGGAGUUCAUAAAUAUGAAGGAUACAUUAUCUAAUCAGCUACGCCAUGUUUUAGGCAAGGUACCUUUCUUUAUGAUUUCAAACCAUCAUCCGGACAAAUAUGACUUUCCAUUCAUUCUGGAGCAACUACUAGAGGAUGUACCUAAUCAAAAGAAAGAUGCGAUGGUGUUUGGACUCAAAGGUAUGUCACAAAAAAUUAUUGAAGAAAAGGCAUCAGUACUCAGAUCUCGAAUUUGGAAAGUUGCUCUUCUGUCCGGUGUAGGGGCUGGUAUCCCGAUACCAUUUGUGUCAGUUGGCAUCGAUACAGCGCUGAUUCUUGAAGAAAUUCUUUUUUAUAGAGAACAAUUCGGUCUGGAUGAUCAGUCACUUGAAAAUAUUGCCUAUAUGACCAAAAUGUCGCUUGAAGAUUUUAAAAGUUUGGUCAAUUGCAAAACACCAGUAAAUUUAUUUACUUCCGCAGGAUUGAGCAAAUAUUUGAUGAAAUACAUAGUAAGAGAAGUUGCCGAAACGGUUGUAAAGUAUACGAUUCCAUUUGUUGGGGUAGCAAUUUCCUGCGGCGCGUCAUAUACUACUACGAUGGGAAUCCUUGGUAGUCUUCUUAAAAUUAUGAAAGGAGAUGCCCAGAAAGUUUUGGUGUAUGUCACAACAAGAAGAGGGACUGAAGUGUAAUAUAUUACAACCUGUACUCAAGACAAUCUGAGACACUAACCAGUUGAUUCAAACAUUUAUUCCACUUUAUUUUAAUCUGUGAAGAAAGAUGUAUACAUAAAGACUAUAAUUUGAUUCACGAACAUUGAUCGUACAGUAAAUAUUGAUUCGAUUAUGUCAAAGAAUUAAUAAUGAUGCAAAUGUCUUCAUUUAGGGCUUCAAGUGUGAAAUUUUUUAUUCAGAUGAGAUUGAUUUAAAUUAUAUAAAAUGGUAGUAAAUGUAAAGUCAUAUCGUGAUACAUUAGACUGAUAGAAAAAAAACUAUUAACAUGUGAAUGAAGGUCACAAAGGUAAAACAAUGUUGUUUUCCUUUGCUUAUUCAAUAACAUAUACAGUAAGACUUGGAUUAAGUUUUCCAAUUCACUUACCAUUUGAUUUAGUUUAGAAAGAGAACAUCAAUAUACCAUUAACAUGUGGAUGAAGGACACAAAGGUAAAACAAUGUUGUUGUUUUUUUUGGCUAAUUCAGUAACAUGUUAGGCUUGGUUUUAGUUUUCCAAGACAUGUACCACUUGAUUUAGUUUACAAAGAGCAACAUUAUGAUACAUUGUAUGUUUCCCUUUCGUUUAAAAAAAAAUAUUCAAAAAACGUAACGACUGAUGCGGUUUUCUCUCCGAGCUUAUUAAUGCUUUUCUGAUUACUGAUAAGAAUUCGUUCAUUAGAGUAUGAU